AUGAAUUCUCAAUUUGUUCGAAUAAUUCUUCCCACGAAUAAAAAUAUUCAGCUGCUUGCUCCAUUACAACAAUCAACAUUACAGCAUCCUCAAUCGUGCAUAUCUGGACAGAUCCGUCUGAUUAAUUCAAAUGCUUCAGUUAUGAUACCUGCAACUGCAUCUUCACCAUUGGAAGCUAAUGUUGCAUCACGUUUACCUCUAUCUUCAUCGAAUACAAAUCAACAAAUAUUGCAACAAACGUGUUCAUCAAUAGAAGUAGCAGCUUCGUGUCAAGAUCGAUUAGAAACAUCGAACAUGGCUGAAACUGUUGCAUUCGAGAAUAAUUCUGUACAAUCUGAUCCAAUAUCAAAUAUAGGCAGAUUUUCAUGUUGUACAGGUCAAAAAAAAUUCAAACGUAGUAAAAAUUGGUCUGAAGAGGAAACAGCUAUUUUUAUCAACAUAUGGAGCGACCAUUACACAAAUUUGAUGACUGGUGGAUCAAGAAAUUCUCCGAUUUAUCAAUCCAUGGCGCAACAACUUAAACAAUUGUUGCCAACAAGAGUAAUGACAGGUGCUGAUGUAAAAUCGAAAAUAACCAAUCUUGUUGCCGAGUAUAGAAAAAAGAAGAAAGAACAAGGUAAAACAGGUAGUAGUCCAUCGUCAUGGCGAUAUUUUGAUCAGAUCGAUAAACUUCUUGGUGAAAGACCAUUCAAUGAUGAGAGUCUUAUGUCUGAUUCAAUAUCUCUUCAGCAGGAACAACUUCUUCAAGAUAUUGAAAAUACUUCAGUUUCUGAUUUGCAUCUCAAUUCAUUUUCUGAAGAUACUGAUGAUAAUAUAUCAAGUAUAAUCAAUGAAAUUGAAGAAUCUACAAAUGAUAUUGAAAAUCGAUCAUGGACCUCAAAGAGUCCAUCUAAUUCAUCAUCAACACAAAAAAAAACCUCCAUGAACACACCUGAUGUAUCGAAUAAGAAAACUUUUUUAUCAAAAAAGAAAAAACCAGCAGAUAUGCGAAUUGAUCUCAUACAACAAAUGAUUAAUAAAAUUGAUAGUGCUAACGAGAUUGCUGCUAGAGCAGAAACAAAAGCAUUAGCUUUAUUGGAAAAACAAACGAAAUUACAAGAAGAAAGCUUGAACAACGAAAAAGAAUUUUUAAAUGUCUUUAGAACUAUUGCAAGAGGUUUUAAUACAUUUCCGUAAAUAUUCUUAUAUGAUUUAUUUCCUACUCUUGACUGUCUUAAUGAAUAUACAGGAUGAUUGAAAAGUAAAUCCCUAUUUUAAAUCCUUUAUUAUUCUUGAAAAAGAAAAGACAUGAUAAUAUUUUUUUUACUGUUUUGGAGCAUGGUCUAUGCCAUUUUCUUUUAUAUAAGAAAGACCAUUAAUUGGUUGAGUGU
Rotaria sordida is the source of this 1370-nucleotide messenger RNA. NCBI's taxonomy places the organism in Eukaryota, Metazoa, Rotifera, Eurotatoria, Philodinida, Philodinidae. The record is from the annotation of a GenBank genome assembly.